UUGACAUCGCCCACAUUUACACAGCUCCGUGUCCUUUUCGGGCCACUGUCCGCUGCAAUAUCCUUUUCCCAACAGGCCACCAUGCACGAUACGUGCCGAAUUUCCUCCGCGGAACCGACUAUGAAUUCCGCGGGACCCGCAUCCUGCGAAAACAUGCAGCCCAAGAAGCACGGAGAUAGCCACUGGCAGCAUUCCCGCAUGCUGGACCUGGACGCGUGUCACGGCAAUAAUGAGGCUUGGAGCGCGCUCUCGACUGACUCAAACGCUGCAUGGAUGACGGGGAGGUGGCCAUGGUAAUGCUCGGUCAUUCGAUGUGAUAGUCCGAACCGGGUAUUUAUUUCACUAUUUUCGGCGAUCCUUUUCACACCUAUCAUCGCCAUGUUUGACCACCACCACCACCACAUCUUGUUUUUCGGUGCAACAGGCUACAUUGGAGGAACCGUAUUCUCCAAGCUGCUCUCACAUCCCAAGGCCGACGGAUUCAAAAUCACCGCGCUGGUUAGAGAUGCAGCCAAAGCCGAAAAGCUGACUCGCACUGUCGGCAACGUCGAGAACAUCGUGGUCCAUCGGGGCUCCAAUGGCGACUUGGAUCUGCUGACCAAACUUGCGAAGGAGGCGGAUGUGGUGUUCUCAGUGGCGGACACAGUCGAUGUCCAAGCAAAGCGGGCCAUCCUGGCUGGAUCCGAGGCACGAUUCGAAGAAACCGGCAGGCCGGUGGUCGUCAUUCACACAUCGGAGCAGGUGAUCUCUUCUCUUGUGUUUGAUGAUCUGGACGACGCCCAAAUGUCCGCUAUUCAGCCGACCCAAAUCCAUCGCGCCGUAGAUCUCGAAUUCUUGGCUGCUGACGAACAAGGUUUUUAUAUUAUCCUGCCGACGACGGUGUACGGCAUCCCACAUGGCCUGCUUGUCAAUGCGGGGAUCCAGAAUAGGCAAAACUCGGUCUUGUCUUACCUCGUCAGCUUGUCAAUGACGCGUGGCCAAGGCGGGAUGGUCGGUCAAGGGAAGAACAUGUGGCACAACGUGGAAUUGAAUGAAUUGGGUGAUCUGUUCAUGGUGUUGUUUGACGCGGCGAUCUCGAAUCCCGAUAGCACACCGCACGGCCAGUCCGGACUUUACUUUGCGGAGAACGGGAGCCACGUGCUGGAGGAUCUGUGCGCCGUGAUCUCCCAGGUCCUGUAUGAACAUGGAAAAGGACAGGCUCCAGCGCCAACAUCAUUCAGCGAGGAUGAGCUCGAUGCUGCUGAGUGGGGCUUCCUUGCAGCCUUGAUUGGGUCCGAUGCCCGAUGCAGGGCGAGAAAAGGACGUGCUCUGGGCUGGAAACCCACUAAAACAACCGCAGACUUCCUAGAAAAUGCUAGAGCAGUCACAGAACGUUUGCUAAUGAACGGUUAUGUUUGA
Messenger RNA from Mycena citricolor, 1398 nucleotides. NCBI's taxonomy places the organism in Eukaryota, Fungi, Basidiomycota, Agaricomycetes, Agaricales, Mycenaceae. The record is from the annotation of a GenBank genome assembly.